Messenger RNA from Styela clava, 1111 nucleotides. Lineage: Eukaryota; Metazoa; Chordata; Ascidiacea; Stolidobranchia; Styelidae. The record is from RefSeq and is a predicted model, not a curated record.
AAAUACUGAGAUGACGUCUACAAAAUCCUUUGUAUCGUGUUGCGCAUUACUUCGACGUUGUGCAGCAAAAACUUUAUCAUCAUAUCCAAUGUGUACUUCAAAUUUAAUAAACUCAAAACAAUUACUUGUUCCAAUGUCAAAAAUACACGAAAGAAGUUAUUCUAUGACAGAUGCUGGAUCAACGAGUUUUGCCAAAGCGUUUGAAGAACAGGAAAAAAUCAAGGAAGAUUUAAAUCUGAUCUCAACACACAAGGUACCAAAAGAAAUAGAUACAAAAACAGCCUCUUUUGCAACAUUACUUCGGUAUUCUUCAUUUAUAAGUCUGGGUGAUUUUCAAGGGAAACAGUUAUAUGGAAGAGUUGUUGAGGUGUUAGACGACAACCUUUUUAUUGAUUAUGGUGGAAAGUUUUUAUGUGUCUGCAAAAAGCCCAGGGAUAGUCCUAGUGAUGUUGGUCCUGGAAGCACUGUGCAAAUUAAAUUAUUGGACUGGGAAUUGUCUGCAAGGUUUCUUGGAGCUACAAAAGAUAUUACAUUACUAGAAUCAGAGGCUAGAAUCUUCAAAGUGGAACCGAAGGUUUCCAGGAAAGGUCCUAACCCCGUGGAUGUUAAUUGAGUGCAAAAGUAGUGUUUGGCGCUUCGUCAAAAAUCGGCUCGACCGGCCGCGGUUUGUUUGCCUCAUGAUACAGCCCUCUGCUAGCCGGUCUAUCUUGUUUGAUUGCAAGCAAACCAGCUUAGAUUGAUCAGAUUUAUUAAAUCUAAUAAUAAAAAGAUAAUUAUGCAAAAACGUGAUUCAAUCCAAAUCCUAUUUUACUGCUUUCCUAGACAAUCGAUUCUAUAUAAAAAGAUAUACGUGACACAUUGUGCGGAAUCAGGAAGUCACUCUUAAUAUUUGGAAGUUUUCUGUCAUGUUUUGGUAAUUCAUGAUCUGAUGGUCCCAUCUUAGUGAGCAAAAACACUCCUGAGCAAUUUAAAUCUCACAGCUCGCUCUUAUUUUUUACUGUCUUUUUUGCAUUUCUGUUAUUUUGAAUGUGUGUCGCAGCAUUUGUUAUUUGAAUUUGCAGUUCAUUAUUCGAACAACUUACUGCAACAUAGCUUUACCCUAGCGAUCUUG